This is a messenger RNA of Oncorhynchus mykiss (rainbow trout), 4331 nucleotides long. RefSeq names its product fibulin-7. The record is from RefSeq and is a predicted model, not a curated record. Lineage: Eukaryota; Metazoa; Chordata; Actinopteri; Salmoniformes; Salmonidae. Gene Ontology annotation, molecular function: calcium ion binding.
GGCGGGGAGAAAUGUGGCAUCUGCUCUCUAAAAAAAGUAGAGGAGAAAUGUUUGCUGUGUUUACUGUUCAGAUCGCUGUCAUGUUUGAAUGAGUCUUACUCUUGUAAUUGAAAGAGCAUUCAUUUAUAUUUGUAGGCUAUUAUAUUUAAACAACUAAAAACUGUAGGCUAUAUUAAGGUAACUUAUUUUAAUUGGUUUAUUUUGUUAUUGACCAAGAAUCCAGGUGAAAGUGUGAAGAGGAUUUUUUUCCCCCCAUGAUGAUGAAUCAGUUUAGUGUUGUUAUGGUGAUUUGGGGUUUGCAUCAUCUCUACGUUGCCCAUGGCCAGGACUGCGCGUCGAGGCAGGAGCUGCAGAGCUCUCUGCACCAGGUGGAGAAGUUGCUGUCAGCCCAGGAGGCCUCCUACCAGCAGAGCCUUCGCUCCCUGAGGAAGAGACUGAAUGCCCUAAUGAACAGCAGUACCGUCAAACACACCACCAAGGCGCACAACGCCACCUGUCCUAAGCCUGAGAGUCUGGCUUACGGCAGGAGACUGGGGAGGGUGUUUGGUGUGGGCCACGAGGUGCACUUUGUGUGUAAGGCAGGUUAUGAGCUGCUAGGGCCCCAGACCAGAGUGUGUCUGGCGUCUCUGAAGUGGAGCGGCCAGCAGCCCACAUGCAGGGUCUUAAACACUGUGAGCAACAUCCCCGCCGCCCUUCCCACGCCGUCCUACUUCUCCUCCUCCUCCCCCUCCCCCUCAUCCUCCUCCAUCUCUACGUCCUCUGCCCCCCUCUCGGCCUUCGUUCGUCCAUCCCGCUGCACCCAGUUCCAGGGCUCCUCCCACUGCAUCUGUGAUGCAGGCUUCACCAUAAGCGGCCGCGACAGCGACAUCUGCACAGACAUGGAUGAGUGUCAGCUGUUUCCGCUGGCACAGCCUGGGCGCCUGUGUAUGCACACCUGUAUCAACACCCCUGGCAGCUACCACUGUGUGUGCCCUAGCGGCUACAACCUGGCCAGAGACAACCGCAGCUGCAAAGAUAUUGACGAGUGUGAGAGCAGACUUCACAACUGCACCCUGGACCAGGUGUGUGUGAAUACGUACGGGGGGUUCCAGUGUGUGCAAGUGGAGUGUCCUCGCAUCACAAACGCCACGUACAUCAAGACCUCUCCCAUGCGGUGUGAGAGGAACCCGUGUGUGGUGGGGGACAAGGCCUGCACCCAGGCUCCCAACUCCGUCUCCUUCCACUUCAUGCCCGUGGUCUCCAACAUGUCCACACCAAGGGUGCUCUUCCGGGUGUCUGCGGCCCGUGUGCUGGGUGACACGCUGCGCUUCGGCCUGCUGGGGAGUCGCGGCCGCAGCCACUUUAGCAUGCAGCGCUCUGGCAGGCAGACGGGCACCCUGCUCCUGGUGAGCCCUCUGCAGGGCCCAGCUACACUGGAGGCAGAGGUAGAGAUGAGCGAGCUGGAGAGACAAGCCCUGCUGGGACGCUACCUCACCAAGGUCACCCUUUUCGUCUCCCCCUACGGUUUCUAGAGUGAUGGAAAGGAAGAAGGGAGGAGGAGGGGGUGAUGAGAGAGCACUGUCAGGUGUGGAACUGGAGGAACUGGAUAAACAUUCCUCAGGCUUUAGGCUGCUCCCUUGUUAUCACCUUGGAGAAUUUUAGGUAUUUGUAUGAGUAAACCAGAAUGGUUCGGUGUGUUUAAUUUCAGUGGGGAAUACAAUGUGUUUCUUUGGGCUAUGGAAUCUGUAGCUCUAAUAUCAAAGGCAGACCACCACAUCAGCUAUAAUGCAUAUACAUGAGAAAUGUAUUAAGAAUUUCAGUAUUUUAGUGGUCUAUAUUAAAUGUUUUGUACAUGUUCGGUUUUGUGUAAGGUAUUUGUGAUUGCAGGUCCUCUUCAAACUAUAUGUACUGUACCUUCAUUUCUCAGUUGUUACCAUUUUGGUUUAUUGGACAUUUCCUGAAUAGUUCAUAGAAUAAAAAUGGAUCCAUUUACCAAUAGAGCAUGCAAUGCUUCAAUGUGCAUGUAAUCAAACAUCAUAUUGUAUGCCAGGGCUACAUGGAUGAGACACUUGUCCCACUCACAAGGGUAUUGGGGCUGUCUUGGCCAGCUGAUCGAUGAGCGUUCAAUUAAAACGUUCCACCAUCCCAUCACAUUGCAGAUGAUAGGGGCUGGUCCUGGUUUUCUUAACUCCCAGCAACUGGCAAAUGUCUCCAUCCACCAUCCAAAGAACACUCAAACUACAAUAUCUAAAAAAGUCCUAUACGGUGCACCUGAUCCUUACAGAGUGUAAACUACCUAUCCAUCCACCCAUGUAUGCAGAGGAAGGCAGAGUGGGGUGGUUUUGAACUAGGCUGGAAAAAAUGUAACACUCCAGUGUCAGACAGCAAACACAGGAUCGGUCCCAGUCUCUGGCCUCCACACGGUCAUCUACCCAUCCAUCUGACCAUGACUGGAAGCAGCUGGAAAUAACUCCUACAUGCGUGUACAUACAUACACACACACAUAUAUCCAGAAUGUCACAGGUCAGUACUUCAGAUGGUCACGAGGCUAGUCUACAUGGGGAAUGGGACAUAAUUUAUGUCUGUGUAUUCUGCAUAAGGCCCUUCUUUGUAGAAAUGAUUUUAUUGGGAGCUGUAUUAUCCAACUCGGACUACUGGAGCAGGUUGAGGUUGGACACAUGAAGGGUUAACCACAUGCAAGCAGACGAGUAGAGCACAAAGCAAAGAAGCGUGUUCCCUACAGACAUGUAAUUCCCUAAUCAUAUUUAAACAUUUGAGCAAUUCAGCAGACGCUCUUAUUCGAAGCAGCAAUGUUUUGGUUACUGGCCCAAUAAUCCUAACCACUAGUCUACCUAGCCGCCUCAUGGCCUGAGACCACCUCUGGCAUUCUUGGUAUUCAUCCUGAAUGUAGUUAGCUACCUUGAAUGGCCAAGUCUAGUAUAGUCAGGCCCACAGAGCACUGGGUGUGCUUCAGAAUUGUUUAUCAAACCUGGCUUCUCGUAGCCAUAGACUAGAGGAUUUGUGUGCGACGGGCUGGAAUGAACACAGAUCCUUCCUUGUUUGGAACCUAAUCUGAGUGGUAAUGUAGGUUAGUGUUCUUUUGGGAGACUGGCCAGCCCUAUAACCUCCCUCCUGUCCUGACUCCUGUCAGUCCUGUGCCUACAAAACAGUGGACAACAUUAUAAAAACCGGCAGACUUUAUUAACAAAUUGUCCAACUUCAUCGGUAUAGGACAGAACUUAAAACCAGGGAAAUGCACUGUUAUUCUGUGACAUGGCAUAAUCAGAGAUGAAAGCAAAAGGACCUCCAUACAUUUAUACACAAGAACAUAAUUACAAAACAUAUUUUAUCAUCAUAAUCUUAAUCAUAUGUUAUAGUCAUUGUUAUAGUAAUUUAAUUUUGACUGGAUGAAAGCUUUUGACAGACUAAAUUAACAGUAAGUAUUGAUAGAUUGAACUACUCAACAGAAUUCAAUGCUGUCUUGAGACAGGAGCGCUGGUAUAAAAAAAAAAUAAAGUUCUCCCAAACUAGGUGUCUUUGUUGGAGUGUUUCCCUUUCCCAAGUCUGGCGUGUGACAGCUUUGAGGGGCGCAUGUACACACACCUCUGCUCAGUUUGAAGGGGAGUUAAGAGUAGGCUAGCGGCUUCUAGUGUGUGUGUGUGUGUGAUAUAUAUAUAUUAAUGUAUGUGGGGGAUCCCCAUCUGGGAUUUUCAGAGUAGGCACACAUUGACAAAUCUACCUUUUGCAUGGUUACAGCGGAGGCCAUUUAAAUUACAUUUAUCAAUUGUUUUUACAAGCAAGGAGGGAAGCGCUCACAGCUCACACCAAUUCAAGAACAAGGCAAUGACAUAGUAGCAAUGAGGGGAAAACUCUACAGACUCAUUUACAUGGCAUGACAGUUUGUUUUGAGAAAGCGAUUGUUGAAUCAUCAUGAGAACGUGUUUGAACUCCUCCUUGAGAGGGCUUUCCUCUGUUUGGAUUGGUUAAAGUUUAGAUCCCACCUGAACAAGUACUUUAGAGUUCAGUAACUAAAACCGAGCCAAGACACUCCUGGAGUGACAACAUCCAGCCCCUCCCCCAAACUCGUCCCCAGCACCACCCGCUUCCCUUAACCUAGCCUCAGCUAACAGGCUUCGCUCAAAGGUAAGGUGAAAGGCUGUGGCUACUCUUAACCUGGUCUAACAACAGGGUACUUCACAGGCAAUGAAGAAAAAGGCAACAAGAGAACAAUCAAAUCAAAAAAGGACUCACCAACUUUGACCAUUAGUAAACAAAUAAAUAAGGCUAUGAGCAAACAAUAUCAAUAUAUAUAUAAAUAUAUAUAUGGGUAUUGGUAUAUAUAUAUAUAUAUA